AUCAACAAGUUAUUUGCUGCUCUACAAAUUGCAUAGGUCAAUUCUGUCAAAAUGGUUCGGUCACUGGCUUAUGUAGGAGCCUUGCUGGCCGCGCUGCCCUCGGCACGAGCUGGUUUCAACGCUAGCUCGACGCAAAAUAUUGCCGUGUACUGGGGUCAAAACUCGGCAAAUCAAGCAAACUCUCAGCAACGCCUGUCUACCUACUGUGCUAACGCCGAGAUAGAUAUCAUCCCGAUUGGGUUCAUGAAUGGCAUCAGCCCAGUUAUUACCAACUUUGCCAAUGCAGGUAACAACUGCACGGCCUUCCCUGACAACGCCAACGCACUUGAUUGCCCCCAAAUUGAGGAGGACAUCAUUACAUGCCAAAAAACAUAUGGCAAGACAAUCUUGAUUUCACUGGGAGGCGGAUCUUAUUCACAGGGCGGCUUCUCGUCCGCUAGUGCUGCCACAUCCGCGGCCCAGACUGUUUGGAACAUGUUUGGCCCUGUCAAUCCAAACAGCACCGUAGACCGCCCAUUCGGCUCCGCGGUGGUGGAUGGCGUCGACUUUGAUUUUGAGUCUGGUGUCAAUAACUUGGCCACUUUUGCCACUGAGUUACGGAGUUUGAUGGAUGCUUCUGCAUCUUCUGCGAACAGGAAGUUCUACUUGUCUGCUGCGCCACAAUGCGUCUAUCCCGAUUACGCUGACAACCCGGCUCUAAAUGGUGUGGUUUCCUUUGACUUCAUCAUGAUCCAGUAUUACAACAACGGAUGCGGGGUCAGCAGCUAUGUCCCAGGAGCAACGAUCCAGUGGAACUACAACUUUGACGUCUGGGACAACUGGGCACACACUGUCAGCAAGAACCCAAACGUGAAGAUUCUACUCGGUAUCGCUGCCAACACCGGUGCUGCCAGUGGAUACGUGUCCGGAACUCAACUUUCUGCAGUCAUCUCAUUCACCAAGCAAUACUCAAGCUUCGCGGGUAUCAUGAUGUGGGAUAUGUCCCAGUUGUACGAAAAUUCCGGUUUCCUGGACCAGGUUGUCAGUGAUCUCGCCGCCCCUGGUUCAAGCCCUCCGGCUACUACUUCUACUGGCGGUUCCAAACCUACAUCUACAAGUGGCGGUUCUACCGGCCCAACUGGCGGUGGCGGCGGUACUGUGCCGCAAUGGGGCCAGUGUGGAGGUGAAGGGUACACCGGUCCUACCCAAUGUCAAUCGCCUUACAAGUGCGUUGUUAGCAGCACCUGGUGGGCAUCCUGCCAGUAA
Trichoderma virens Gv29-8 is the source of this 1245-nucleotide messenger RNA. RefSeq names its product glycoside hydrolase family 18 protein (gene CHT1.1). Gene Ontology annotation, biological process: carbohydrate metabolic process. The transcript has 5 exons. The record is from RefSeq and is a predicted model, not a curated record. Bases 52 to 1245 code for a protein of 397 amino acids. Gene Ontology annotation, molecular function: cellulose binding; chitinase activity. NCBI's taxonomy places the organism in Eukaryota, Fungi, Ascomycota, Sordariomycetes, Hypocreales, Hypocreaceae. Gene Ontology annotation, cellular component: extracellular region.